Molecule: messenger RNA, 327 nt
Organism: Morchella importuna
Lineage: Eukaryota; Fungi; Ascomycota; Pezizomycetes; Pezizales; Morchellaceae
Exons: 2
Coding region: 1-327 (108 amino acids)
Source: RefSeq, a predicted model, not a curated record
AUGCUUCUUCCCCUCUACCUCACCACCCAAUUCUCGCAAAACAGCAGCUUUGCAAGCUUAAAGCGGAAACACGAUGACAGUGUCGAGAGCGAUAAUUAUUCCAGCGACUCCGACUCCGACUCGGAUUGCUCCCCAAGCCCUGAUUCACGCCCUCGAAAACUCCUCUCUCCGUCGCGGAGGAUUGGCCCUGUGCCCGGCAUCCCGGCAGAUGAACCUCUGGACAUCGACUCCAGGAUCCCGAUGCCGGUGCCGGCUGGACGUCGCCCGCGGUCACGUGCGCUAAUGUGCCCCAAUCAUUCUUGGAACUGCACUGUGUGUGGGAAGUAG